Messenger RNA from Vicia faba (fava bean), 366 nucleotides. The record is from the annotation of a GenBank genome assembly. NCBI's taxonomy places the organism in Eukaryota, Viridiplantae, Streptophyta, Magnoliopsida, Fabales, Fabaceae.
AUGGCUACAAUUCUCAAGUUUGUUUACGCUAUGAUUCUAAUCUUUCCAUUAUUUUUCGUCGCACUUGAAGCUGGUGGUAAAGGAAAUUAUAGGAGGAUGAUGCUUUCGAGUAAUCUCAAAGAUGAGAGUAACAAACAAGAGAAUAAUAGAGAACAAGAACAUCCAAUGGACCAUGAAUUUGAGGGAGGGAGGGAUGGUCAUAAAAUAGAAUACUCAAAAUGUUUCCGAUGUGGAGAUAUCGGGCAUUAUGCGUUCUUUUGCACUUCAACCGAAAAGUUGUGUUUCAAGUGUAAGAAUCCAGGACAUUUUGCCAAAGAAUGUGAACAAGUGAAAGAGGAACCUUUAGCGAAUAUUGUUAAAGGAUAA